CGGGCCCCUGUUUCGCAGGUUUCGUGUUUCCGAGAUGGUACCGGUGUCCUCGAGCGCUGGGAUGGGGAGCAGCAAGGCGCUUGCUUUCCAGGCAGUGCUCGAGGCGAUCGAGGCGGUGAAGAUCCGGAGAGGCUGCAAGGAGUGGCUCUUCCGAGUGGCGGUCGAGACGGCGAGCCGCGAGGCCAUCUCGGCCCAGCCCGCGGCUUCGGACGCUGGCUGUCCUGCCUGCGGGGUCCUCGCCACGUUCGAGGGGGUGCUGGACGAAGCUGGUCAGUCCCUCGGCCUGGAGCGGAAGGCCACGGGCGAGGACGUCAGGAAGCUCCUCGUGCAGGCUGGCCAGAAGUCUUUGGCCAAGGAGUGGGUCGACUUCCGUGCAGGGCGCCGCGCCUGUGGACACCCGUCCUCAGGGGUCGCGGAGCGGGUCAUCAGGGCGAUCAGCACCCUGGACAAGUCUGGAGUCGACCUCAAGGAGAUGGGGCCCAAGGAGGAGGAGUUCGUGCAGGACGGUGAGGAGAUGAUUUUGGAGUGUGGCGUCACCGAGGCGUCAACGGAAAGCGGGUCGGACAUGGUGUCACAGAGCUUGGAGAACUUCGACAUGAAUGUUGAGGUUGUGGAUUCCGCCUCCACUGUCAAGCUAGGCGAGCUGGAGCACUCGCCCGUCCAGGCCCGCUCGGUUGUGAAGGAAAAGAAGAAGAAGGUCAAGAAGAAGUUCCCGCCUGACUCCUGCGCCGACGUCCUCCCCACCUUGGCCUCGGUGGAUAUCAAGACGCGGUCGGUUCCUGCUGGCCUGGACUCGUUCGACAUCUCGGACCCGCUGAUGCUGGUCCCUGUGUGCGAGAUGCCACCUUCCACGCCAGUGGACUACGCGUCGUUCGACAUCUCGGACACGCAGAUCAAGGGCUCGAACAAUUGUGACAGAGACGUUCAGGUCCUGGAGAACACUCGUUCCUACACGGGGGCGAACGACUCCCAGAAGCCUGGGGAGGUGCUGAAGGACGCUGAGGGGCAGGUCGUGAAGCUGGACGCGAUAGAGCCUGGUCGUCCGCAGAGCCUCGUGGCUGCAAUCCUCGCUCAGUAUGGCGGCAACCUCUCCCAGGAGCAGAUGACGAAGUAUGUCAGCGAGGCCUUCCUUCAUCAAGCCAGGCUCGGCAAGGUUGGCACUCGCUGAUCACCACGGCUGCGACCUCAAGGAGGCCGAUGUGCAGCGGUGGGAGUACAACCGAUGAGCCUGCGGCCAGUCGGUGCGGGGUCCGCGGGUAGUCGUGCUGCUGUGGACCCCUUCGCCCCUUGGGGGCGGCGCGUGGUGCGAAGAUUACUGCGCGUCCCGUGGGGGCUGUCCUGGCGCCGUGGGGCGCCGCUAGCACUGUUUGGUGGCCCCUGGAUGCGAAGGCUCGUGCUCCUUCGGCGUCCUGGGCUCCCGAUCGGAUCGUCCUGUGUCGCGGGCCUGCGCUCGGCUGCGCUCCUGGACGUCUGCGCGCGGGCCCUCCGGCCCACAAGUCCACAG
Molecule: messenger RNA, 1504 nt
Organism: Prorocentrum cordatum
Lineage: Eukaryota; Dinophyceae; Prorocentrales; Prorocentraceae
Source: the annotation of a GenBank genome assembly